Zonotrichia leucophrys gambelii is the source of this 1733-nucleotide messenger RNA. RefSeq names its product L-2-hydroxyglutarate dehydrogenase (gene L2HGDH). Bases 67 to 1395 code for a protein of 442 amino acids. The transcript is spliced from 10 exons. Gene Ontology annotation, molecular function: (S)-2-hydroxyglutarate dehydrogenase activity. Lineage: Eukaryota; Metazoa; Chordata; Aves; Passeriformes; Passerellidae. The record is from RefSeq and is a predicted model, not a curated record.
GAGAGGAGAAGAGGAGGGGAGGAGGAGACGACAACGGGCGGCCCCAGCGGUCCCUCCGCCCCCAAGAUGGCGGCGGUGCUGAGGGGCCGCGCGGGCCCGGGCGGGGCCCCGGCGCUGUGGCGGCUCCAGAGCCGGCGGCAAAGCUCGUUCGACGUGGCCGUGGUGGGUGCGGGGAUCGUGGGCCUGGCCACGGCCCGGGAGCUGCUGCAGCGCCACCCCUCGCUGGCCUUGGCCGUGCUGGAGAAGGAGCAGGAGCCGGCCCACCACCAGAGUGGCCACAACAGUGGUGUGAUCCACAGUGGGAUUUACUACACCCCUGGCUCCCUGAAGGCCAAGCUGUGCGUGCAGGGGGCAGCCCUGUGCUACAGAUACUGUGACCAGAAGGGCAUUCCCUACAAGCAGUGUGGCAAGCUGAUUGUGGCUGUGGAGCAGGAUGAGAUCCCCAGGCUCAAAGCUCUGUACGAGAGGGGGCUGCAGAACAACGUCCCAGGGCUGAAACUCAUCGGGGCCAAGGAGAUCCAGGAGAAGGAGCCCUUCUGCAGGGGACUGAUGGCCCUGGACUCUCCCUACACUGGCAUUGUGGAUUACAAACAAGUGGCCCAGUCCUAUGCCAGGGAUUUCCAGGAGGCAGGGGGCACAAUCCUCACUGGCUUUGAGGUCACAGACAUGGACAUGGCCAAAGAAAGUCCUGCACAAAGUGAAGAUGGGCUGAAAUACCCAGUCAUUGUCAGGAGCAAAAAGGGGCAGGAGGUGUCGUGCGGGCACAUCCUGACCUGCGCCGGGCUCCACUCCGACCGCCUGGCGCGGAUCAGCGGCUGCAGCCCCCAGCCCAGGAUCGUCCCUUUCCGGGGGGAUUAUCUGCUCCUCAAGCCACAAAAAUCUUAUUUGGUCAAAGGAAAUAUUUAUCCAGUGCCCAACCCUCGUUUCCCAUUCCUGGGCUUCCAUUUCACUCCCAGGAUGGAUGGCAGUGUCUGGCUUGGCCCUAAUGCAGUGCUGGCCUUUAAGAGAGAGGGCUACAAACCCCUGGACUUCAGCCCUGGGGACUUCCUGGAUGCUGUCACCUACAGUGGGCUGUGGAAGCUGGUGCUGAGGAACGUGUCCUACGGCCUGGGGGAGCUGUACAGAGCCUUCUCCCUCAGUGCCCAGGUCAGGCAGCUGCAGAGGUUCAUCCCUGAGCUCACCACCAAUGAUGUUCUCAGGGGUCCCUCAGGUGUGAGAGCCCAGGCCCUGGACAGUGAGGGCAAUCUGGUGGAUGACUUUGUGUUUGAUGGGGGCUCAGGGCCCGUGGGCAGCAGGAUCCUGCACGUCAGGAACGCUCCCUCCCCUGCUGCCACCUCCUCCCUGGCCAUCGCCGCCGCCAUCGCCGACGAGGCGCAGCGCCGCUUCCAGCUCUGACCCGGCAGGAACCCGGCAGGAACCCAGCAGGAACCCUGCAGGAACCCAGCAGGAACCCAGCAGGAACCCUGGCACUGCUCCUGAGGGACACACAGCCACCAGGCAGCGUGCUGUGCCCGCUCUGUGCCCACUCUGUGGUGAGGAAGGUUUGGCCAUGGAGCAGGAGCAGCCAUGGCAGGCUGUGCAGCACAGGCACAGCAGGCUGGGAUCUCUCUGUGCUGGGAUCCCUCUGUGCUGGGAUCUCUCUGUGCUGGGAUCUCUCUCUGUGCUGGGAUCUCUCUGUGCUGGGAUCCCUCUGUGCUGGGAUCCCUCUGUGUGCUGGGAUCUCUCUGUGCUGG